AUGGAUACAACACAGACUGAAAAGGCCCUUGAACGGCAGCUUCAGGAGGUUACAACGCGUAUUUACAGUGCGGGACGUCUUGGAGAACGUCUUCUUAAUCAAAAAAAGAAAAUAGAAGAACAAUUGGAAGUGUUAGAAGGAGUUAAUCGAAUUCCAGAAAAUUUAAAAGCGAAAUUACAAGAACUUGAAAGAGAAUUUGAAGAAAUUAGGAAAGAAUCAAAUGAUUCAUGGUUAUUAUUAGGAUCUUUGGAUGAAGUGUCUACUUUGGAUCAGCAAAUUAAACCAAAUGUGCCACAAUUUAUAAGUAAUGGGACCAUAUCUCCUAUAAAACACGGACUAUCUAUGCGUAGACGUAAUAAUAAACCAAUAUCUCGACCUCACGAUAUUGAAUUUGCAACUGAAAUUGGACAAAGUUUGUUAACAGAAGUUCGAAGGCUUCAAGGAUUAUUAAAUGAAAGAGAAGAACAAUGGAGGGCUAUUAUACGUGAAAAGGGAUAUAUAGAGCAUGAGAUGGAGGGUUUAGAAGCAAAACUUAAGACUCUGGGAGAAUCAGAAGAAAAAUACAAAGAAGAAAACUGGAAUCUGGAGCUUAUGACACAAGAAAUGGCAAAAGAAAUAUCAAGGCUAUCAACAUCGGAAACUCGAAUAAUGCAAGAAAAUGCACGACUUUUGAAAAUAACGCAAACACAAAUAGAGACAAUUGAAACUUUAAAACAAAGAGAAAUGGAAUUAACAGAGAUACUAGAGCAAUUGAGAAUAAAACAUGAAUCGGAGAUAACGAGUUUUCGAAAAGCACAAGAAGAAUUAUUAGAAGAACGUUAUGAAUGGAUAAGACAAGUGGAAGAAUUGAAAGCAGAACGAUUAGCUUUAUUUGAAACAAAUGAUUAUCAUUACAAAGAUAUAAAGAAAGAAGAAGAAUGGGCGAAGGAUGAUGAGGAAAUAAUUUCUGAAAUAAUAACACCGGAACGACUUUCUCCUCAAUCACCAAUCAAAUGCACUCCUUCAAGAAAUGUGCCCUUAGAAGUAGAAACAAUAAAAGCCUCUUUUUCACAUGCACAAAGGACAAUUCAUAGAUUAAGGAAUGCAGUUCAGCAUGAAAAAACUGAAAAAAUAGAAUUAAGACAUCUUUUAAAUGAGGCUCUUGAAAAACUCGAAAAAUUAGAGAGAGAAAGCGCAAAAAUAUCGAAAAGAAGGUCAUCUAGAAAGUCACAAUAUAGUACAAUGAUAAAUCCUUAUGAAUAUAAAGAGGUAACGAAUGAAAUCACAAUUGAAUCAGACUCAGAAUGGAAAAAUGAGUAUGACGCAUCAAGAAUAACAAUUAAUACACCAGAUAGUACAGAAUGUCUUAGAAGAAAUUCUUAUGUAGAAGAGAAAAGGGAUUCUAGAGAUUUAGAAGAUAAAAUAUCUAAUCAUACCAAAAAGACACAUCUAGAUAAUAGUGAUAUUUCUCAAGAUUCUGAUAAUGAAAUCGAUACAAAUAAAAGGAACGAAUACCUAUAUUCUAGAAAAAAAAAGGAAUUUUCAUUGGAUGCAUCUCGGAAAAUUCAGCCUUUAUUUAAAGAAUUACAAAUCUUUAGUCAAAAUAACUAUGUAGAAACUGCUGAUAUUGGAACAAUGACGGAUGAAGCAUCUGAUAUUAUGAAAAUUAGAAAUUUCCUCUUUAACUUAAACACUAUUGUAGCUGAAAAGAAACCCGUAUCAUUUGUUUUAAAUGAAAAUGGGAUUUUACAACCAAACGACAAUUCCUUGAUAAAUAUUGAAUCAAAUAACCCUGAUACCGUUCCAUCUACGAAUCUGUCCAAGGAAAUAAAUAAAAUUGAUGCAACUGAAAAUAACAUUGAACUGCAAUCAAAACCAUUCUCUUUCAGUUCUUUAGUAUCUGUUUUCAAACUUAGAAAAAAGAAAAGCACUCAAAUGCCUUCUAUUUUUGAGAUAAACAAAAAUACUUCUAAUCUUACUUUAAAUAAAUUGAAUUAUAAUGAUACUCUUUUAAAUAAUUCUCAAUUAAAUUCAAAUUUAACAAAUGAUAUUAAACAAGAAGAUAAAUCUAAUGUAAUACUGAACAACGACAAUUCCAAUGCUAUUCUGGAAAAUAAGAGAGAUAAUUUUUCAAAUUCCAAAAUGUUAUUCAAUGAUCAAGAAGCAACACUUCUAACAUCAUCUUCUAAGUUUUCAGAAAAUACAACCGAUCAGUCUUUACAAAUAGGGCCUUUAAAACCUCAAAAUAGAUCCGAGAUUUUGAAAAAAUUAAAUACAAGUUCAAGUUCUCAAAUAGAAUUAAAUAAAGAUAAAUAUCAUACUUUCAAUAAAAUGACUCAUAUGAAAAAACCAUCGUUUGAAUUCCUAUUACAUGAUCCUGCUUCAAAGAAACCAAAUACAUCUUUAUCUACAUCAACAGACAAGGAAACUACAUACGGAACCAUUACUAUUUUUAAUUCUGUUUUGGCUUCUAAAGGCUCUCUUAUAAAUACUAGUGUAAAAUCAUCUUCUAGUUCGUUUUCUUCUACAAGAAAUAUUGAAAACUUUCAAUCACAAACCAAUGGACAUAGAGUUUCCACAAAUACUCAACCUUCUAUAGACCCGCAAAUCAUUCGCUGUAUUACACAAACUAUGAUUGGCGAAUAUUUAUGGAAAUAUACUCGCAAACAUGCACGGAAGGAAUUAUCACAUAAUCGUCAUUUGAGAUUUUUUUGGGUUCAUCCUUAUUCACGAUCACUAUACUGGUGUAAACGAAAUCCUUCUACUUCUUAUGGGCAAGAAUCAUAUGCAAAGUCUGCUUUUAUUGAAUCAGUAAGAGUCGUUUAUGAUAACAAUAACUAUCCAAAAGGAAUACAUAAUAAAAGCAUUGUUGUUAUUACUCCAACUCGUGCAAUUAAAUUUACUGCUGGAUUGUCUACUAGCCAUGAGCUUUGGUACCAAGCAUUGUCUUAUUUGACUUCUCAAAUCAAUCCUCUCACAGAAAUUUCUUCAAAUACAGUCGAAUCAAUUGAAACAAAACGUCAUAAUUUGACUUCACAACAAACUACUGAUGACUUGGAUCCAUUAUUUAAACAAUCAAGAGAUUCUUCAUCAACGUUUGUCACUAGUUCAAAUAAGUCAUCCUCUGAAAGGAAGACAUCUCUUCAAAGACACGCUUCUUUGCCUAAAUUAAAUCAAAUAAUUCGAUCAGGUAUUAAUUCUUAUUCAUCUAUGAGAAUUAAAAAAUUGCCUUCUAAAGGUUAUCUACUUUCUGAAGAAUCACAUUUAGAAGAAAAAUAUAAAAAAAUUAAUUCAAUUAUGAGACAAACAAACAUGGAAAAUGUUCGAGCCUGUUGCAAUGGAAAACACGAUGUUGGUUCAUUAUCAUAUAGAUCUAGGAGUUUUAGUAGUGAAUCUCGUCAAAGUCGUUCACCAUCCAGAGGUUAUCAUGUUAAUUUAAAUACCUCUAUAAAUCAUUAA
Pneumocystis murina B123 is the source of this 3438-nucleotide messenger RNA. RefSeq lists its product as hypothetical. Gene Ontology annotation, molecular function: tubulin binding; phospholipid binding. Lineage: Eukaryota; Fungi; Ascomycota; Pneumocystomycetes; Pneumocystales; Pneumocystaceae. Gene Ontology annotation, cellular component: mitochondrion; cell cortex. The transcript is spliced from 5 exons. The record is from RefSeq and is a predicted model, not a curated record. The coding region runs from base 1 to 3438 and encodes 1145 amino acids. Gene Ontology annotation, biological process: establishment of mitochondrion localization; maintenance of protein location in cell cortex; dynein-driven meiotic oscillatory nuclear movement.